AUGGCAGAAACACGAAAUACUCAACAAGAUGAAGACGGACCUCCUUAUCCGACAUACAGUGAGCGCAGAUUCGAGGAUAACAAGAGACCAUAUUUCUCAGCAGCUUUCGAACGUUUGAUAUGGCCGGUCCGAGGCGAGUUCCCGUCCGCCAUUUCGGUCAUGAGAGGGCCUCAGCAGAACAUUGGCACUCCGCAACCAUUAUUUAAUCCAGAGACUGGAGAGUGGCAUGAGAUUGCCUCGCAAUCGAUCACGGAUACAAGAGUCUCGUAUCUCGAAGCAUCCCUCGUGAACUUGGACUUUUGGGACCGUAAAUGGGAGCGAUUUCAUAUGGAACAUGCCGACCCAGCAUACGACGAAUGCGAGUUUGUUACCUAUGGCGAUCUCGACAACGACGUACGCCCUUUCGCAGAAGAACCUGAGCGGGAGGACGGCACGUGGAGUUGGGAUGAGCGCUCAGACACAGAAAUCCUUAUCCACUGUUGCGAUGAAGACCGCCCGCUAGGUAAACAAGGUCUCACGCUCGAAGUCCGCCCGUCACUUGGGAACGAUUUUGUCACGGUCAAGGACUACGUCGGCGCGGUGCACCCCUGGCUCAUGAGCAUGCAGGAUGAUAUUCUUGCUGCAAUGCGGGUAGCAGAGCCUGUAUACCCGGCAUCCACCGAGUGGAGGCUAAGCAAUUCUCGCUUUGAUGGCCCAAGGCAUCAAAUCAUAUCUCCCGAAGACUGGGAAUUGAUGAACCAGCCGUUACAACUUACAUGGUAA
This is a messenger RNA of Aureobasidium namibiae CBS 147.97, 762 nucleotides long. RefSeq lists its product as uncharacterized. The record is from RefSeq and is a predicted model, not a curated record. The coding region runs from base 1 to 762 and encodes 253 amino acids. The transcript has a single exon. NCBI's taxonomy places the organism in Eukaryota, Fungi, Ascomycota, Dothideomycetes, Dothideales, Saccotheciaceae.